Messenger RNA from Saitoella complicata NRRL Y-17804, 1888 nucleotides. RefSeq lists its product as uncharacterized. Bases 198 to 1832 code for a protein of 544 amino acids. Lineage: Eukaryota; Fungi; Ascomycota; Saitoellomycetes; Saitoellales; Saitoellaceae. Gene Ontology annotation, molecular function: poly(A) binding. Gene Ontology annotation, biological process: nuclear-transcribed mRNA poly(A) tail shortening; mRNA processing. Gene Ontology annotation, cellular component: PAN complex; P-body. The transcript is spliced from 5 exons. The record is from RefSeq and is a predicted model, not a curated record.
CCUCAUUCACGGCUUUUGCAAGUUCGCGGACAAAGGCUGCAUGUUCAACCACGACGCGGUACAGCAUUCACUCAGGUCGGCCAUUGACAUGGUUUGUGCUGACAAUGUGACCUUUGAAGAACAAGCAACAGACUUCACAGCAAUCCCCCGUGCCAUCAAGGCCCGAAACACCAAAGAAGCUCAAGAUUGACUCCCCAAUGUUCCAACCCGCGUCACCGCUCAAGAGCACUGCGUCCCUCGCAAGGGAUGCUCCGGUCUUCGUGCCAAAGACACAGCAGAGCUCCAUGGUUGCUUUGGCGCCUGAAUUCAAGCCAGGACAAGACUUCAUUGGCGGCGCCGAUUCAGCGACAAGCUUCGCUGCAAGCAGCGUUCCUGCCCCCGAAUUCACUCAGCAGAUGAGUCAGAUGAGCAUGGAUCCGAGUCAAGUGUACUCUGCUCCUCCUGACAACAUGAACCCUUACGCCAACCCAUCCGCUUCGAUGUACUACCAACCAUCUAUGCAGCCCUACCAACCCCUCCAAUACCAUCUCUACGCGGCGCAGCCUCCCCACCGCUCAGAUCUCCUACCAUACCAGCGCACGAUACACGGCUUCUUUCUAUCAGACAACAUCCGCGAAGAGCUGCAAAGAAAGAGUGCCGCGACAUUACAGACGAUCGGUGACUUGAACUUGCCACGCUCUGUGCAUGUAUACCACUCGCUCGUACCACUAGACACGAAGCGCGAAAAGGACACUAGGGUGUUUGGGUAUCCCAGUUGGGUGUACAAGGCCUUUUCUGGUACUACUGGGAAGACGUAUGCGCUUAGACGGAUAGAGGGCUUUAGGCUUGUCAAGGAGCAAGCGAUUGGAUUGAUUGAGCAGUGGAGACGGGUGACGAAUGCCAGUAUUGUGACCGUGCACGAAGCAUUCACGACCAAGGCGUUUGGAGAUAACUCUAUUGUCUUCGCAUACGACUUCCAUCCCCUGUCGACCACGCUUUACGACACCCAUUUCGGACCGAGCCCCCGUUAUGUUGCCAAAUACGAAGGCCAGGCUGCCGUCCCAGAAAAGGUUAUCUGGAGCUAUAUCACCCAGAUCACUUCAGCCCUCAGGACGAUCCAUGCUGCUGGGCUGGCCGCACGAUGCAUCGACCCGACAAAGAUCCUGAUGACGAGUAAAAUGCGGAUCAGACUGAACUGCUUGGGUAUCGUCGACGUCCUUGCGUACGACACUGGAGGUACACUCGAAGAAUGGCAGCAGGAUGACCUCCUACAACUCGGUCGACUUAUCGUCUCUAUUGCUUGUGGAUCGCCAUUGGCUGCGAAUGACUUUCCUUCAGCCGUGGAUUUCAUUUCCCGACAUUACUCUGUGGAGUUGAAGGAUAUCAUCGUCUAUCUCAUCUCCAAACCCUCGCCGACGAAGACGAUUUCGGAAAUUGUUACGCUCAUCGCUGACCAUACCAUACAAGACUUCAACUCCGCCCUUCACUUCAAUGACAAUAUCGAGGCUGCGCUCGCCCGUGAACUGGAAAACGGUCGUAUCGCACGACUCCUCACCAAACUCGGCUUCAUCAAUGAGAGACCAGAAUACGACCAUGACCCGCAAUGGUCGGAGACUGGUGAUCGCUACCUAAUCAAGCUCUUUCGGGACUAUGUGUUCCACCAGGUCGACGAACAAGGCAAUCCAGUGGUGGACAUGGCUCACGUACUAAGCUGCUUGAACAAGUUGGAUGUGGGUAGCGACGAAAAGGUUAUGCUCGUUAGCAGGGAUGAGCAGAGUUGUUUGGUGCUGAGCUACCGAGAGAUUAAGAGCUGCAUAGAAGUUGCCUUUUCACAGCUAUCAAAAAAACGUUAAACGUAAGUGGAAACUUAGUAUCUAGACCCUAAAUUGACGCUAGUGUUCACCUUUCC